AUGGUGACAGUACAUUAUUUUAAAUCGAGACACGUAAAAUUGGCUUUGAAACUAGGGAAUGGAUUAGAUAAUGCAGAGAUCAAACAAAUCGGAAAAAAGUGUCGUGGUUGGGUUGCAAAUUGUCGACCGCUAUGCGUUGAUUAUGAACAUAGUGUGCACG
Messenger RNA from Ambispora leptoticha, 160 nucleotides. NCBI's taxonomy places the organism in Eukaryota, Fungi, Glomeromycota, Glomeromycetes, Archaeosporales, Ambisporaceae. The record is from the annotation of a GenBank genome assembly.